Messenger RNA from Coccomyxa subellipsoidea C-169, 1941 nucleotides. RefSeq lists its product as hypothetical. Gene Ontology annotation, molecular function: protein binding. The record is from RefSeq and is a predicted model, not a curated record. Gene Ontology annotation, cellular component: Set1C/COMPASS complex. Bases 1 to 1941 code for a protein of 646 amino acids. Lineage: Eukaryota; Viridiplantae; Chlorophyta; Trebouxiophyceae; Coccomyxaceae. The transcript has 13 exons.
AUGUCUGGCUCCCUGGACAGGACAGUGGCUGCCAAGAUGUCAUUUGAUGGCCCAGCAGUGGCGCUGAGUGUGGAUCGGAGGGACCCUUUCCAGGCCCUUGUCAGCUUUUCCCAGGGACCCCCAGAGUUUGUAGACCUCCAGCAGGGCAAUUCAGAGCCACUCCCCAUCAUCCAGCUGGAGCCGGAGGGUAAGAAGGCAAGGGGGGCCGUUGCGCCGGUGCAUGCAGUGGCGCUGCUGAGCAGAGACGGCGGCCGCAUAUUUGUCGGCCAGGCACGAGGCAUUAUCUCCGUGCUGGACAGGCACUCACUGCAGUUCCUGGACGCACUCAAGGUGACUGGGGCUCCACGCACGACGCACCUGACGCUGAGCCGCAAGGGCGAUCGGCUGCUGGCCAACUGCUCCGACCGUGUCGCGCGUCUCUUCGACGUCGCGGCCCCCGGAGGAGCAGACCCGCCCCAGCCCUUUGGCGCCGAAGCCGCCGCCUCCCGUGCGGCGAAGGCCGACGGCGGGGGUGCGGCGGAGGCGGGCGCGGUGCUGCGGCUGAGCCGGGAGUUCCAGAACUCGCAUGUGGAGCGCAGCCCGUGGCGGGCGGUGGUGUUCAACCAGGACAUGGAGUACGCUGCGGGCGCCACUGAAGACCACCGUUUCUACUUCUGGUCCCUCGUCGGCGCCAACCUGGCCACCAUCCUGGAGUUUGAGGGUGCCAAGGAUGACUUUUUGGACAUGGCCUGGAACCCGGCGCGCAGCUCGUUUGUGUCGGUGGGCACGUCGGGCAAGGAGUAUGUGGAGCGGGAGGACGAGUUUGACAACAACCUGCGCCCGGCUGAGGAGAACGGCCACGCGGGCGACGCCGGCAGCGACGAUGAUCCAGACGUUGACGUGGAAACAGUUGAGCCGGACCUGGACGCAGACUGGAGCAGCGACGACGAUGACUAUGAGGCGGCUGCCGCGCAGCCGCCGCUGAAACACCUGCCCAUCUCCAUCGAGCGGCAUGUCUCGCCGGCGCCUGAGGCGCCCCCAGAGGAUACGAGGGAGGAUGCGGCGGAAGACAUGGACACGGAUGGGGUGAGCCUGUCGGCCAGUGAUAGGGAUGACGCAGAUGAUGAGCCGCAGGCAGCAAGCGAACGGCAGACGGAGGCGGAGUCCGAGGCCCUGGGCCGGGGCCAGCGCAACCUGGCGCGCAGCCGCAGCCGUGGAGAGUCCGAGGACGAAGCCGACCUGCGGAGGCAGGAGAGUGCAGGGAGGAUGCGGCCGCCCAACACUGCACUCCCGUCGGGCCUGGACGAUCUGGAGAUCCCUGAUGACCUGCUGGGCGGCAUGGAACCAGCCGAUGCAGUGCCCAUGGGCUUUGCGGCCUAUGAUCUGGAAGAGAGCCUACUGCAAGAUCAGGCAGAGAGCCUUGAAGAGUACGCAGAGCUGAAGAGUCUGCUCUUGAAAAGGACACAGCGAGCCGGUGCCUUCCUUGCCGGCUACCUCUUCCUCACAGUCUCGGGAACGGCGGCACUGUCAACGCUGAUAGGAACGGCGGGCAGCUAUGCAUAUCUGAGCUGGCUUAUACAUGACAUGGACGGGCUCUCAGAAGACAUGGUGGUGCCCUUUCGCAACGCCAGAGCUCUGCCGGGAGGCCCUGUGCGGACAGUCGCCCUUGGCUUUGCAGCUUACAGGCAAGCUCUGAAGCCCAGGCUACUGGUCGCUGUAGCAUUGGCAGCGGCAGUGGCUGCUUUCAGCACUGUAUCUGAGACUCCGUUGGGGCGUGUGGAGCAAGGCUCCUUGCUGGCUGGAUUCCUGUCCUACAAGGCGGCCCUCCUUCUCAAUCUUUGGGAUACAGUGAAGCCAAGAGUUGACCCAGAGGCGAUCAGGAGGCCCAAGCGGCCAGAGCUGGCAGUGUUGCCUCCUGUGGAAGAGCUUGCAAAGCCACAAAAUCUUGCAAAUGAAGAGUGA